This is a messenger RNA of Trametes versicolor FP-101664 SS1, 639 nucleotides long. RefSeq lists its product as uncharacterized. The annotation marks the transcript as partial. The transcript is spliced from 3 exons. The record is from RefSeq and is a predicted model, not a curated record. NCBI's taxonomy places the organism in Eukaryota, Fungi, Basidiomycota, Agaricomycetes, Polyporales, Polyporaceae.
GCCAUCUUUCACACCGCUGGAGUCAUCAAGUGGGGUUCCGACCCGGAGACCGGCAACUUUGUCCUUGAGGGGCAAAAGGCAGUUGUAACUAACAUUUAUGAUAGACGGACCGUUCCCGGUAGCUUGUGCCAGUUUUCGUACGCCUUGGACACGCAUUCCGAUAAAUCAAUCUGGGCCGCGCAGAAGGCUUUCGAGGACUACGUCAUAACUGUUGCGGGAUUCAACAAAGGGUCGAAGGACCGCCGUACAUGGCAGGAUGGUACGGGUGCCGAUAGGCCGAACUCGUACUACGUCUUCAGUUCGCAGGUUUUCGUCAAACGUGUCGGCGUUACGAAACACCGGGAGGCUAAUAUCGACUACGAGCUCCACCCUUGGAUUGCGGCCGUCACCAAGGGACCAAAGACCGAGUACUUCGCCAAUCCGGACCGGCCGAAGCUCCUUGAGCCGUACGGUGGCAAGUUGCGCAAUAUCAAGGACUCAGAUUCGCCUCAGCUUAAGAAAGGGGAUGUCGUUUGGAUCAGCUUCUCAGUCAGCUUCUUGCUCGGUGGGGACACGUGGACUACGAACUUCACGCCUUUCGAGAUCAUCCGUGUGGGUGCCGUUUCCGCGGACCUCAUCGGGGACGCCGCCGACCGCCCU